GGCAGGACGAUGCUUUCAAAGGCUGCAGUCAACGUCGACAUCUGUAAAAUAAAAGUGUGUGACGCGGGACACGACACGGCGAACCAAGUCCCCCGAAGCGGCAGUACGGGUGGACCACCGACCCCCUUCAUGUAGCCCUCUCCUCCUCGUCCUAUCGGGGCUCGGGGCUCGAUUAGCACUGCCUGGGCUGAGGAGUCCGAGUCGCGCGACACCGCGUCCAGCGCGCAGCUGCGACUGCGCACGACCACAGUUGUGUUUUAGAGUAACCGAGCGGCGAAACGGACCGCGAGCACCACGGAGCGCGUCACCGGGGCGGUACGGCUACGGGUACGGCUUGACGGCUACGGGAGGAGGAGGAGGAGACGGGGGAGGAGCGGGGAAGCGAGCGGAGCCAGCUGGCUUGACUGGAGGGGGGGAAAGGAAAGGCCAUAGAUACAGCAACAACUGGACGAAAAAGUGAGUGGAGGCGCAUCAGAGGUCGGCGGAAGAGCCCGCAGGAUGGCCUCGGAGGAGCUCUACGAGUUCCCACAGGGUACGCCAGGGAACGCCAUUGGAUACUGCUUGCCCUUGGACAGAAAAUGGCUACCUGUCACCAUUAGUUUUGCCCAGCAGCCUGUGGAAAGAAUUGUGGACAAACGGAAAAAUAAGAAAGGGAAAAUGGAGUAUCUGGUGCGCUGGAGGGGCUACGGCUACGAAGGAGACACAUGGGAACCAGAGAUGCACCUCUCCAACUGCAUGGAGUUCAUCCAUGAGUUUAACCGUCUUCACAGUGAGCAGCAGAAGGAUGGUGGCCUUCUUCGGUCUACACGCAACUCCCCUGGCCACGGACCCGGCAACAACGCCCGCAAGCAGAUCUGCAGGCCUCAUCAGACACAGCAACAACCGCCAUUACAGCUGUCGCUCACUGGAAAUCCCACUACUGCCACCAAUGUGAUCCUGCCUGUCCAAAAACUUCGGCAACAGCAGCCGUCCCCUCUUGCUGUGCGGGAUGCCGAUGCCAAAAUGGACACAGAGCAGCUUCUCUCUAGCCAGAAAUACCGACGCGUCAGCAGUGUUGCCACUGGUGUGGCAGCAGCCCACACUGCUGGCACUGGGCGUCGGAGUGUAGAUUUGGCCAAGUCCGGCAUUAAGAUCUUGGUGCCCAAGAGCCCCAUGAAGAGCCGGACUGACUCAGAGGAGUCGCCCAGCGAGGCAGCCCACAGCCUUGAGCAGACAGGGCAGGAGCCUGACUCUGUGCCUCCAGAGGUGGCUUUGCUAGAGAAGCCCCCAGGGACUCUUCUGGGGCCUGGAGAUGAAAGGGCUCGGAUGGGGACACGGCCACGGACUCAGUCUAUAUUCCCCCCUCCACAGGUGCCCAUCACACCUGCUGCGGUGCGCUCCCUCAACGGGAAAGGUACGUCCACCUUCAUGGAAGCCCUACCGGCCAAUGGGACAGCCAGCUCUCAGAAUGCUGCCAGCGGGGCGUCGAGUGCAGCCAGCAAGCGCCGGUUCGAGGAGCGUACUGCCUUCGACAAGCGCCUGCGCUUCAGCGUCCGGCAAACAGAGAGCGCCUACCGCUACCGCGACAUCGUGGUGAAGAAGCAGGAUGGCUUCACGCACAUCCUGCUCUCCACAAAGUCAUCCGAGAACAACUCCCUCAACCCCGAUGUGAUGAAGGAGGUGCAGAGCGCCAUGAGCACCGCGGCAGCAGAUGACAGCAAACUGGUGCUGCUCAGUGCAGUCGGAAGCGUCUUCUGCUUUGGCCUCGACUUCAUUUACUUCAUCCGACGACUGACGGAUGACAGGAAGAAAGAGAGCAUCAAGAUGGCAGAAUGCAUCAGAACAUUUGUGAACACCUUCAUCCAGUUCAAGAAGCCCAUCAUCGUGGCGGUCAACGGGCCAGCAGUGGGUUUGGGAGCGUCCAUUCUGCCACUUUGCGACGUUGUCUGGGCCAAUGAGAAGGCCUGGUUCCAGACUCCCUACACCACCUUUGGCCAGACGCCCGAUGCCUGCUCGUCCCUCACCUUCCCCCGAGUAAUGGGCAUGGCUUCUGCCAGCGAGAUGCUGCUGAGCGGCCGCAAGCUGACGGCUCAGGAGGCGUGCUCCAAGGGUUUGGUCUCCCAGGUCUUCUGGCCCGGGACGUUCACUCAGGAGGUGAUGGUGCGCAUUAGGGAGCUAGUCUCUUGUAAUUCAGUUGUUCUGUGCGAGUCCAAAGCCCUGGUGCGCAACACCAGCAGGGUGGCGCUAGAGCAAGCCAACGACCAGGAGUGCGAGGCCCUGAAGAGGGUGUGGGGCUCACCGCAGGGCAUGGACUCCAUCCUCAAGUACCUGCAGAAGAAGAUCGACGAGUUCUAAACAUCCACGCCUGCAUCGCCAACUGCAGCAUCGGUAGCGCACGUCCGAGCUCUGCACACAGUUUUUCUGUGUGUGUGUGUGUGGUGUGUGUGUGUUUGCACAGAAGUUUAUCUGUGUAACAUGGGGAAGAAGUUUUUUUUCUCUCUCCCCUUUUGUUCGGAGUGACGGACUAAGCGAAAUAAAGAAUGCCUUACAAGGUGAACAAAACUACAGCACUGGGACUAGGACUGGCCUUCCCAGCAUGCUUUGCCUCUAAGUGUCUCCCAUCACCCCCUUGACUCCUUCCCUGUGCUUUAUGUGCGCUAAGAAUCUGGAGUACCAACACUGUUUAACCAUGUUUGUGGGUAGAAGGGAAGCAGAGGAAUGGCAAGGCAAAGCAGAAGUGUCGUACACUCCAUGUAGUUGGACAGGUUGGACUGCCGGAUGUCCUCGUUCUUGUUUGAGGACAAAUGAGCCUUACUGACACCAUGCGCACCUUCAGCUCGCCUGCUCAAAGUUCAGUUUUAAACGAUGCAGGAGAGGACUAUUUGGGGAUGAUUGGCUGACUCCCACAGCGGAGCCCAUCCCUUUUUGGACGUCCUCAUUAGCUCCUUGAGACCUGGGAAAACUUGUACACUUGACAAAACCAGUUAAAUCCACCUGGCAGUAUUACU
Scleropages formosus (Asian bonytongue) is the source of this 2987-nucleotide messenger RNA. Its product is annotated as chromodomain Y-like protein. Lineage: Eukaryota; Metazoa; Chordata; Actinopteri; Osteoglossiformes; Osteoglossidae. The transcript has 8 exons. Bases 499 to 2334 code for a protein of 611 amino acids. Gene Ontology annotation, cellular component: nucleus. Gene Ontology annotation, molecular function: transcription corepressor activity. The record is from RefSeq and is a predicted model, not a curated record.